Molecule: messenger RNA, 2532 nt
Organism: Osmerus eperlanus (European smelt)
Lineage: Eukaryota; Metazoa; Chordata; Actinopteri; Osmeriformes; Osmeridae
Gene: tmtc1
Product: transmembrane O-mannosyltransferase targeting cadherins 1
Exons: 12
Coding region: 434-1510 (358 amino acids)
Biological process (GO): RNA processing; protein O-linked glycosylation via mannose
Molecular function (GO): mannosyltransferase activity; protein binding
Source: RefSeq, a predicted model, not a curated record
UAGAAGGAGCAGAGCAGGGGGGUGCUGGUGGGAGUCAUGUUCCUGGUUUUCCCCUUCAUCCCAGCCAGCAACCUCUUCUUCAGGGUGGGGUUUGUGGUGGCAGAGAGGGUCCUCUACAUGCCAAGCAUGGGCUACUGUAUCCUGGUGGCCCAGGGCCUGGGCCGGCUGGGCUCGGUGGUGGGCCGCUGGGGGGGCCGCGGCCCUCACCGUGUCCUCGCUGCUGCUCCUGCUGCUGUUCUCCUGGAAGACCGUCCAGCAGAACGACACCUGGCUCUCGCGGGAGGCCCUCUUCAGGUCUGGCAUCCAGACUCUGCCUCACAACGCCAAGGUUCACUACAACUAUGCUAACUUUCUCAAGGACCAGGGCCGCCACCAGGAAGCUAUCCACCACUACAAUACUGCUCUCAGGCUGUACCCGCGUCACGCUAGCGCCAUGAACAACCUGGGCACCCUGACUGGAAACCCCCUGGAAGCCGAGCGCUACUACAGGAGAGCGCUGGAAACCAACCCUCAACACAACCGAGCCCUGUUCAACCUGGGAAACCUGCUCAAGUCCCAGGGGAAACAGGAAGAGGCGGAGUCUCACCUGAGCGAUUCCAUUCGCUUCGGUAUGCAGUUCGCCGAUGCCUACUCCAGCCUAGCAUCUCUUUAUGCAGAGCAGAAGCGCUUUGCAGAGGCCAACAAAGUUUACUUGCAGGGCAUUGAGAACUGCCCGGAGAGUUCUGACCUGCAUAACAAUUUUGGAGUGUUCCUGGUAGAUACGGGAGAGGGGGAGAGAGCGGCGGCCCACUACCAGCACGCCGUGCGACUCAAACCGGCGCAUUACGUCGCCAUGGUGAACUUGGGUCGGCUGCUUCGCUCAUCCAACGAAAACAAGGAGGCGGAGCUGUGGUAUAAGAGGGCCCUGCAGGUGACCAGGAAGGUGGAUAUCCUGACGCCUCUAGGGGCGCUCUACUACAACACGGGCCGCUAUGAGGAGGCCCUGCAGGUGUACCGCGAGGCUGCCACUCUGCAGCCAGACAGCACCGACAUCUGGCUGGCCCUGGCCCAGGUGCUAGCCAUGGCAGGCCGCCCUAAAGAGGCAGAGAAGAUGACCCUUGGGAUAAUCUCAAAGCAAGGGGGCUGCAUCGAGUGCUACCGCCUCCUCUCUGCCAUCUACAGCAGACGCGGAAACUACACAGAGGCACUGGAUGCUCUGGAUCAGGCCCUGCAGCAGAAGCCCAGUGAUCUGUCUGUGAGGGCGGAGCUCCACUUCUCCAUGGGCAACCAGCUCCGAGAGAUGAACCUGCUGGACAGGGCCUUUGAGAGCUACAGGCUUGCUGUGGAACUCAAACCGGACCAGUCACAGGCCUGGAUGAACAUGGGAGGCAUUCAACAUAUCAAGGGGGACUAUGCUGCAGCCAGGAUGUACUACCAGAGGGCUUUGACUCUGACUCCCAGCUCCAAGCUCCUGAAGGAGAACCUGGCCAAACUAGACCGCCUGGAGAGAAGGCUGACAGGGGGUGCCUAGGUGACACAGGCCCUCUCAGACUGCACCAUCCUGGGCAUCGAUCAAGGUUCUGGAGACCCUGGAUGACAAUCAGCCGCUAUCAAGCUGCUGGCCAGACUAAGACAUUGGAUCUGAAUCUGUGUGAACCUACAUGGAUGAAGACGUGGAGUUGAAUGUGGUUUGGCUGCAGGGUGGGGAAGAAGACUGGGUGGGUGUGUGUGGUGGGGGAGGGGGAGCCUGGAGAGGGUGACACAACCUGGGGUAUGGAAAUGGAGUCAGGUCCUUGCUGGGAGUUUCAACCAGCAAGACUUGAAACUGUGGACCUGCUCAACUGAACGCAGGAAAUAGACUAGAAGCUUCACACAAAAGCCAGCCUGCUACAGCUUUAAACACGCAGUACCAAUCUGCUUUUAAAAAGAAAAGAAGCUUUUGUUUGUUUUUUCAUUUCAAUAAAUCGUUAUCCUUCUGUAUGCAACACUUGACCUGUGGAUGUCAUACUCCUCGUGUCCUUGACCAGUUACAAAACCACCUCGAAACAAUCCGCAAGAUAGCUCCUUAAUAAAAAAAACAAUAUUUAUCCUUUUAAACAGUUGGCACAGAGCAUUUCACACCUGUGUAUCGUUUUUUUUUUCUUUUCAAGGCGCUGCUUAUGGCGACUGAGAGUCUGGAAUGUAAGGUACGCGCAAGCAAUGGCAAUACUGAAAACCCCUUGAGGCCUCAACGUGUGUGGAUAAUUUGGAAGCCCGGUGGCUCGACGCUAAUGUGUCGUUGUGCGCGUUUCACCUCCAGCUCAAGAUGUACUUAGAAGCAAGUGUUUGCCUUCAGGAAGUAAAGGCUACAGCUUUUAUCUGGAGCCCGCGGCCAUUGUGACCUAACACUCAUCUAACAUUUCUUAUCCUUUGUUUGUAUUUUUUAUUUUGUGCUGUUUAUGUUGCUGUGAUGAUUGUCAAUGAAAUGUGGAAUGUUUUGUGGAAUGUAAAAUGGAGUACAUAUGAACUGACUAGUGCAAUGACUGAUGACUUGUACCAUUGAAAUAAUAAAUA